UUGAAAUGGAUUUGUAGUGUCACUAUAAACUUUGUUACUCGAGACGGGGAAAAGACGAGUGUUCGUGCGAAUAUCGGCGAUAGUAUUAUGGAUAUAACGCAAGCAAAUAACAUUGAUCUGGAGUGUGCAUGUGAAGGAUCUCUUGCUUGUUCAACAUGUCACGUUGUAGUGGACCCAGCGUAUUAUGACAAAUUAGAUGAGCCUACCGAUGAGGAAAACGACAUGUUAGACUUGGCCUUUGGCUUAACAGAGACGUUAGUUUUUAAAGACGAUCUGUACACUUUUGACAAGACUGAAGAUGCCUCAGUGAACACAUACAAGGAA
Molecule: messenger RNA, 324 nt
Organism: Paraglomus occultum
Lineage: Eukaryota; Fungi; Glomeromycota; Glomeromycetes; Paraglomerales; Paraglomeraceae
Source: the annotation of a GenBank genome assembly